Molecule: messenger RNA, 849 nt
Organism: Drosophila innubila
Lineage: Eukaryota; Metazoa; Arthropoda; Insecta; Diptera; Drosophilidae
Product: caspase-like
Exons: 1
Coding region: 1-849 (282 amino acids)
Biological process (GO): proteolysis; apoptotic process
Cellular component (GO): cytoplasm
Source: RefSeq, a predicted model, not a curated record
AUGAAUAAUAUUCAAUUUGAUGCCACUCUCAUGGAGGACGACGCGACCUCGACAUCUACUAAAGCUUUACCUAAACCACCUACAGAUCGUAAUGCUCCCGAGUACAAUAUGAAUCACAAGAAUCGCGGCAUGGCUAUAAUCUUCAAUCAUAAGAAAUUCGAUAAAAACUCCUUGCCAGAUCGUCAUGGCACUGAUAAGGACUGUACAAGAUUAAAGAAUGUACUCAAGAAGCUGGACUUUGAUGUUGCCGAGCACAACGACCUGUGCUACAAAGAGAUUGAGGGAGUAAUUGAGAACGCAGCAUCGAAGAAUCAUGCGAACAACGAUUGCAUUUUAAUUGCCAUAUUCUCACAUGGUGGAGAGGGACACAUCUAUGCCAAGGACACGAAAUACCAGCUGAACAAUAUCUUAAAGUACUUUACGGCCAACAAUUGUCUCACGCUGGCAGGCAAACCAAAGCUGUUCUUUGUGCAGGCUUGCAAGGGAAAUAAGAGUCAAAAAUCCUUUAUGUUUAUGUGUCAAGGGUCUAUAGAUUAUGACUCCUACUCGAUACCUGAUGAGGCGGACUUCCUGAUUGCCUACUCCACCAUACCGGGCUUUGUCUCCUUCCGCAAUACCAUAGAAGGCUCCUGGUUUAUUCAGAGCCUCUGUCAGGAGUUGGAAGAAAAUGGAAGAAGCUACGACUUAUUGACUCUACUGACAUUUGUCAACCGGCGUGUCGCCAAUGAAAGUAAAGAAGAAAAAGAGGUAGUAAAGCAAAUGCCUUCUAUUGACUCACGGCUUAGACAUCUUGUUUAUUUCAAGGAAAAGUCAAAGUCAACCGCCACAUCGCAAGAAAAAAAAACAUAA